This is a messenger RNA of Clonostachys rhizophaga, 5790 nucleotides long. The record is from the annotation of a GenBank genome assembly. NCBI's taxonomy places the organism in Eukaryota, Fungi, Ascomycota, Sordariomycetes, Hypocreales, Bionectriaceae.
UAUGCUGCAGUUGACUUUACCGGAAAUAAGGUCAAGGCUUUUAGGAACGGUAUCCCUUGGCCGGAAGGUACUUGUCGCCGAGCCAGCAUCAACUCCUUUGGUGUUGGAGGAUCGAACGCACACGUCAUCAUGGAAAGCCCUGGACUAGGUACGCCGGCAAGACAUGUGUCUUCAUACAUCACUGCUGGUGACGGUUUUGCCGAGCCCGACGACGAUGCUCCCAGGCCAUUCAUGAUGGUUUCUUCCGCCAACGACCCCGGUUCACUGCGUAAUAGCAUUCAAUCACUUAGCAACCACCUCAUUAACCCGCGUGUCAAGGUCAAACUUCCGGACCUCGCUUACACGCUUUCAGAGCAUCGUACAAAAUUCUGGCACCGUGCUUUCAUCACGACGCAAAACACAGAGCUUGACGAAAGGCUAGAUGACUGGACUGUGUCCAAGAAAGGGACGCAAGGCCCCUCCGUCGGAUUCAUCUUCACUGGACAGGGGGCUCAGUGGCCACAGAUGGGUAGAGACCUGCUACGAUUCUUCCCGUGGACGCGGGACGUCCUCCGAGAACUCGACGCUGUAUUGCAUGCACUCAAACACGCGCCAUCGUGGUCUCUGAUUCGAGAACUGACAGAACCACGGCCUGGCGAACAUCCCCGGCAACCGGAAUUUUCACAGCCUCUGGUCACGGCCCUACAGAUUUGCAUCGUCGAUAUUCUAAUGAGGUGGGAUAUCCGGCCUCGAAGCGUCGUUGGACACUCCUCGGGCGAAAUUGCUGCUGCAUAUGCUGCCGGGCUCCUGGAUCGAGCCAGCGCCAUCACGGCAGCUUACUACCGCGGUAAAGCUGCUACCCUUGGUAAAGUGGACUUUGAGAGUAAGAUGGGCAUGCUAGCAGUGGCAACUGGUGCCGAUGAAGCCACUGGUUUCCUUCAACACUAUACUGGGCAGGCCUGGAUCGCAUGCUUCAACAGCCCAAACAGCGUGACCAUUUCGGGCAAGUUAAGUGCUCUUGAAGCACUUUGUGCUGAUAUCUCCAGUGCCGGGCACUUUGCUAGGCUAUUGCACGUCGACAUGGCCUAUCACACAGAGUUGAUGGAUGCCAUUAGCGGUGAAUAUGAGAACCUCCUAAACUCGGAAAGGCGGUUUCAAGCCUUCUCUUUCAGCACCGUUGGAGAGGUAUCCAUGUUCUCGUCAGUGACGGAGUCGAAACAAACAACGCCGACAUCCGCGGCAUAUUGGAAGCAAAAUAUGUCUUCUGCAGUUCGUUUUGACAGCGCACUUCGAGCCAUGUUAUCCGACAGAGACACGGCCCCUAACUUCCUGGUCGAGAUUGGUCCUUCGGGGGCUCUCGCCGGACCAGUCUCUCAGGUACUAAAGUCCAUGCGAUCUACGGUUGGAGGGGAGAUCUCCUAUUGCUCAGCUUGGUCCCGAGGAGCAAACGCUGGAAACUCACUGUUUGCUGUUGCUGGUCGUCUUUGGGCAGCAGGCAACGCUAUUGACCUUGCCGUUGUCAAUGAGUAUAACGGGACAGAGCGAACCAUCGUUGAUCUUCCCAACUAUAGCUGGGAUCACAGCGUCAAACACUGGCAUGAGAACGCGUCAAGUAAAGAUUGGAGAUUCCGCAAAUAUCUCGUCCACGACUUAUUAGGCAGCAAAGUUCUGGGAACCUCUUGGAAAACACCAACCUGGCGCUCACGGCUGAAUGUAGCGAAUCUGCCGUACCUCAUGGACCAUCGAAUGGGCGGGAAUGCAAUUAUGCCUGGAGCGGGUUUUGUUACUAUGGCAAUAGAGGCUAUAUAUCAGAAGCACUGCGCCUGUCUUUCUCAUGGUGGAGAUGAUACUAACGAAAUUGUACGAAAUGAUCUUUGCUAUCGCUUUAGAAAUCUUCGCUUUAGCAAAGCCCUAGUCCUUGAGGAAGGAAGGGACAUGAACACCAUUUUCACUUUAACAGCAGCCCCUGGUAGUGAUGAUUGGCACAAUUUCACUAUAUUCACAGCCGAAGGAGAAACAGUAUCAGAACAUUGCUCAGGCUCAAUUCGCAUCCAAGAUCCUGUUAACGAGCUAGCCGAGGGGGAGGACGCCCUGCCGCUAAAAUCCCCCCAGGCCUCCAAGCUAUGGUACAAGUCGCUUCGAGAGUUAGGGAUGGAUUUUGGGCCGGCUUUCCAGAGGUUUAUUAAGAUCGAGCCUAUCACAGAAGAGCCAAGAUCUAGCGCUCUGGUGUCUUUGGAUCCAUCAGAGGGAAAAUUCAACCCCCAGUCGCAGUAUCCCAUCCACCCCGCAGCCCUAGACGGCUGCUUCCAAACCUCCUCUCUCAUUGUAAGCCGUGGCGACCGGACCAAGGAAGGGAGCGUUCUAAUACCAGGUCUCAUUGACGACCUCGUUGUCAACAAGGUUCCCUCUUGCUUGCGUCAGGGACGAGCAAAGGCAUUUGCGGUGUACUCAGGCCGUGGCCGCCGGGAUCAACCCAAGAAUUGGAAAUCAAACACGACAGUAUAUGACGCCGAGAGCGGCCAACUGGUCAUGCGAAUAACUGGCAUGAAGUACGCCGAACUGGACGUGGCUAUCAAGCCUGACCCACACACAUUCCAUUCUGUUGUAUGGAAACCCGAUAUCAGCUGUCUGACAUGUGGCCAGGUGAAUAACCUUGCUAAACAAGUCGACUCCAGCAAGCUUGAAACGAUAAUCGAUCUCAUUGCUUUUAAGAAACCGUCACUGCAAGUUCUUGAGCUGAAUAUCGAAGAAUCAGACACUUCAUGCCUAUGGUUUGACAACGGUGAUUCGCCCAUGAGGGCGGCCUAUUUGGGUUAUUUCUUCGGUUCUACAAAUGGAGAGAGUCUUUUUCAUGUCGAGGCACUAUACAGAGACAAGGGAGAUGUAUCAUUUGGACUGGUUUCAACUGAAAACCCAACGCUUCAUCUGCCCUCGGACAUAUGCUACGAUCUCGUUAUUAUCAAAGCACCAGGUACAAGGGCCGCUGGUAGUGUGAACAAGAGGCAGGACCGUCUCCGGCCCCUUCUAAACAAGAAUUCUUUCACUGUAUUAGUAGAUAUCGAGGGCAAUAGGUUUGUUUCGACUGAGGUUACCGGGCCAGGCAAUCUUUAUUCAAGCGGGAAUCAACACCAAGACACCGAUACUAUCUCAACAGCUUCCCAUAUUUCAUCAUAUGGUAUCAGAGAGUCUUCACCCACUAUAAGUUUUUUAUCAGGGGUUGGACAAGUUGAACAACCAUCGUCAAGCCCGGCACAGCUGAAUGGCUCACAGCCCGCCAUCGAGAUAGCUGAGAUGGAUAACAGACCCUUUGCUUAUCUCCUAAAAACCGGAAACAACCCUUGUCAUGGAAAGUCAUCUCCGUCUCCGAAGAUUGUCGUUAUAGCAAGUUUGUCCCCCUCAUCUUCUGACAAAAUUCCUCCAUCUCUCCAAGCAGUAUUGGAGGAUUCGGGUUGGACAACCGAAUACCAGAUAUAUCCAUUCCCGAAACCUGCCAGUGGUGAAAUGGUGGUUAUAUUAGACGAACUGUGGGAUCCUGUUCUGACAAAAGUCGACAGCAUUCAAUGGGAAGCUAUAAAGACUAUCAUCAGCUGGGGCAGACCACUCCUCUGGGUCACCCAGGGUGCCCAGGGGAGGGUGUCAAAUCCAGACAAGGCGAUGGUCCAUGGACUGUUCCGAGUCGCACGACAAGAAGACCCCAAUGUGAUUCUGACCACCUUGGAUGUUCUAUCAAGCACGAGCCCGGAGAUGCCGUGCGCAGUCGAAAGAGUGCUAGGUUUACUCAGAGCGAGCGACGUGGUGGUGGAACAUGAAUACAUGGAGCGCGAGGGAAUCCUUCACGUUCAACGUAUCAUGCCCGACGAUGAUCUCAACCAUUUCCGACGCACAGAACAGGAAGGAAUGAGGCCAAUCGUGAAGGGACUUCAUAGCGCCAAAGUACCCGUGUCAUUGAGAGUCGAACAUUUAGGCACUCUUCAGAGCCUAGUGUGGUGCGAGGCGGAGACAGGCGAAGUGCUACAUGUUGGUGCCGGUCUUAUCGAAGUAGAGGUGAUGGCUACCGGUGUCAAUUUCAAGGACAUAGCCAUCACUAUGGGUAUUGUCACUGAUGAUAAGUACAACCUUGGAUUUGAAUGCGCUGGGACCGUGACGCGACUUGGGCCAGGUGCUGAUAAGUUUCGGGUUGGCGACCGAGUCUGUAUGCUAAGAUAUGGGUGUUACGCGAACCGAGUCCUGGUCCCUGUCGACCGAUGCCACGUUAUCCCGGAUUCGAUGACCUUUGUGGAAGCAGCAUCCAUUCCCACCACGUAUCUCUGCUCACUUUACGCCAUGUACCACAUGGGUGAACUUCAAGAGGGUCAGGUAAGUUACAACCGGCACUUCAAUGUGUAUCAUCCUGCUUGCAAUAGAGCAAGUUGCGUGAAACUGACAAGUCGGCAGUCGGUUCUUAUUCACUCAGCAGCCGGUGGCAUUGGGAUUACUUGUAUAGAGCUAGCUCUGCACAAGAAAGCAGAGAUUUUCAUCACGGUUGGAACCGAGGAGAAGCGCCAGUUCCUCGAGACCAAGUAUGGCAUUCCACGUAGUCAUAUGUUUUCCUCGCGAAAUGCGGACUUUGCAGCAGGGAUUAUGAAGGUUACGAGAGGUCGUGGCGUCAAUGUCAUCCUUGAUGCCUCGUGGCGAAUCCUAGCUGAUGGCGGCAACAUGGUGGAGAUUGGAAAACGAGAUAUCCUCGACCGCAACACCUUAUCCAUGGAACCGUUCGACCGAAAUUGUUCCUUCCGAGCUAUUGACAUGUCUUAUACAAAACAUGUUGAUGAUGAAUUGAUUGCAAGAUUGUUUGAUGAACUCUUUGUUCUUCUUAAUGGAGGGAAAAUCAAACCGAUUGAGCCUAUUACAACGUUUGGAUACGACGACAUGGUCAGCGCACUAUCGCUUAUUCGAAGUGGACGUCAUCUCGGCAAGAUUGUUAUAUCAAAUGUUGAACAACAGGAUGUACAACUUCCCAUCCGUCCCGCAGUUCGCCGACUCUGGCUCGACCCUCAUGUCUCGUAUCUUAUUGUUGGAGGUUUGCGAGGUGCAUGCGGAACAUUGGCUAUCCACCUGGCACAACAUGGCGCUCGACAUAUCAUCGUCAACAACCGAACUGGCAUUAGGGAUGAGCUUUCUAUGAGAAUAGUCUCCAGAUGCAAGGAGUAUAGAUGUGCGGUUACUGGUGCUCAGGGCGAUGUUUGUGAUAUGAGCUUCGUUCGAGGUUUGUUCAAGUCAGCGAGCCCCAGAAUCGCCGGUAUUAUCCAGGGUGCUAUGGUCUUGAGGAUGAUUAUGCAGGAUAAACCACUUGAGCUCAUGACGCUCGAUGAUUAUCACACAGCUAUCAGCGCCAAGGUCAUGGGAACCAAGAAUCUCCACCAGGCAUCUGAAGACAUGCAGUGUUCUCUGCACUUCUUCGUUAUGCUUUCCAGUACCUCCGGCAUUGUUGGCAAUAAGGGCCAGGGAAACUAUGCAGCAGCUAACACAUUCCUUGAUGCUUUCGCCAGCUACCGUGAGUCCCUGGGCCUCCGGGCUAAUACGGUUAACCUAGGGGUGAUUCAAGAUGUUGGAUAUGUCGCCGAGCAAGGUUCGAUACUCGAGGCUCGUAUCGAUACACGAAUGUGGACGCCAAUUGGCGAGCGAAUGCUGCGUAAGAUCUUAACUUAUUCUAUACUUCAGCAGGACAACGCGGCGCCAAUCAAUGCCCACACCCGCACGCAGUUAAUCACGGGGGUUAGCUAUCUAUUGCCUAUCAGUAAUUCUAUAAUAGUUCCUAGUAGGAUCUAUUAA